CCCAGCACGACCGGGGAAGACACGCGCGCGACCCGGAAGGCCUUCCCGCCACACUCCAAGCGGGCUUAAGGGGGGGCCGAUGGCGGAGGGAGCGGCGGAGGCCCCAGCAGAGAGUGGUGGCGGCGGCGGCGACUCAGGAGCCGGCGCAGUGGAACGGGGAGUGGCGCCCAUUAAAGCGCAAUACCUCACCACCAAGGAGCAGUUCCACCAAUUCCUGGAAGCCAAAGGGCAGGAGAAGCCCAGCCGGGAAACCAAGGCAGGAGACCCUGGUGGCGAUGACCUGGCUGAGCCUGAGGCCAAGCGGAUCCGAGUGGAGGACGGGCGGACGGAGGACCAGCAGACAGGGGACAGGCAGACGGAGGAGGCGGCCGAGCCUGGGGAGCAGCCGCAGGCUCAGAAGAGGGCCCGGGGCCAGAACAAGGGCCGGCCCCACGUGAAGCCCACCCACUAUGACAAGGACAGGCUCUGCCCCUCGCUGGUCCAGGAGUCGGCCGCGAAGUGUUUCUUCGGGGACGGCUGCCGCUUCCUGCAUGAUGUGGGCCGCUACCUGGCGAGCAAGCCGGCCGACCUGGGCCCGCACUGCGUGCUCUUCGAGACCUUCGGCAGGUGCCCCUACGGCGUGACCUGCCGCUUCGCCGGGGCCCACCUGGGGCCGGGGGGCCAGAAUCUGGUGCAGCCGGAGAAGCUGGUCCAGGCCCCGCCCGUCCGCAACGGCCUGGACAAGGCCCUGCAGCAACAGCUGCGCAAGCGCCGGAUCCACUUCGAGCGUGCCGAGCAGGCCCUGCGCCAGCUGAGCCAGGGCCGGCCCCCGGGCCCCACCCCCGCCACCCCCGAGGUCACCGAGGCCGAGUGUGCCCCGGGGCGGGACAGCUGUGAUGCCCAGCAGGGCCCCCAGGAGCCGAACACUGUUGCUCCUCCCGGCGGCCCUGUGCGGACCUGUGGGCCCCUGACGGAUGAGGAUGUAGUCAGGCUGCGGCCCUGUGAGAAGAAACGGCUGGACAUCCGUGGCAAACUGUACCUGGCCCCCCUCACCACGUGCGGGAACCUGCCCUUCCGGCGGAUCUGCAAGCGCUUCGGGGCGGACGUGACGUGCGGCGAGAUGGCCGUGUGCACCAACCUGCUGCAGGGCCAGACGUCCGAGUGGGCGCUGCUCAGGCGCCACCAGUGCGAGGACAUCUUCGGCGUCCAGCUGGAGGGCGCCUUCCCCGACACCAUGACCAAGUGCGCCGAGCUCCUGAACCGCACGCUCGACGUGGACUUCGUGGACAUCAACGUCGGCUGCCCCAUCGACCUCGUGUACAAGAAGGGCGGGGGCUGCGCCCUCAUGAACCGUUCCGGCAAGUUCCAGCAGAUCGUCCGCGGCAUGAGCCAGGUUCUGGACGUCCCGCUGACCGUGAAGAUCCGCACGGGCGUCCAGGAGCGCGUGAACCUGGCCCACCGGCUGCUGCCCGAGCUGCGGGACUGGGGGGCCGCCCUGGUCACGCUCCACGGCCGCUCCCGGGAGCAGCGCUACACGAAGCUGGCCGACUGGCGCUACAUCGAGCAGUGUGUCGCGGCGGCCAGCCCCAUGCCCCUGUUCGGGAACGGGGACAUCUUGUCCUACGAGGAUGCCAACCGCGCCAUGCAGACGGGGGUCGCGGGGGUCAUGAUCGCCCGCGGCGCCCUGCUGAAGCCGUGGCUGUUCACGGAGAUCAAGGAGCAGCGCCACUGGGACAUCUCGGCGUCCGAGCGCCUGGACAUCCUGCGGGACUUCACGCGCUACGGCCUGGAGCACUGGGGCUCGGACACGCAGGGCGUGGAGCGCACCCGCCGCUUCCUCCUGGAGUGGCUCUCCUUUCUGUGCAGGUAUGUGCCCGUGGGCCUGCUGGAGCGGCUCCCGCAGAGGAUCAACGAGCGGCCGCCCUACUACCUGGGCCGCGACUACCUGGAGACGCUCAUGGCCAGCCAGAGCGCGGCCGACUGGAUCCGCAUCAGCGAGAUGCUGCUGGGACCCGUGCCGGGCAACUUCGUCUUCCUGCCGAAGCACAAGGCGAACGCGUACAAGUAGCCGAGGGGCAGGAGGGGACCCCCACGCGUGCGGAGACAAUAAAUUUUAUUCUUUUAAAA
Molecule: messenger RNA, 2106 nt
Organism: Diceros bicornis minor
Lineage: Eukaryota; Metazoa; Chordata; Mammalia; Perissodactyla; Rhinocerotidae
Gene: DUS3L
Product: dihydrouridine synthase 3 like
Exons: 13
Coding region: 80-2047 (655 amino acids)
Biological process (GO): tRNA processing
Molecular function (GO): metal ion binding; tRNA dihydrouridine synthase activity; RNA binding
Source: RefSeq, a predicted model, not a curated record